CACUGCCCGAUAAAAACAGUACGUGGAUCCACGUUAUUGCUACGUGAAUUCGACGUGGAUUCGACGAAAUUACGUGAUUCGACGUGACGUUCCUGUUUUACUGGGGUGUGUAAGAAUACGAAAUGGACCGAGAAGAAGAGGAACGAGAUGAAAUGGAACGGAGAUAUCACAUAAUCGAACAAUGCAUAGAUAUUGUGUACCCCGCAGUAGGAUGGAUAUGGGUCGACAACGUGCCGGUGCGCGAGGUCCGCCUUUAUAAUAUGGUGAGGGUUCGGAUCCCUCACAGACAGCGUUUUAUAUAUUUUGAUGAAAUCCGAAUUCGGGGAUUCAUCAAUAUUCAUCGUCAGCGUUUGGUACGCUGGUUUAGAAGAGUGGAUUCAGAAUACAACGAGGAAAUCUGGGACGUUUUAGGAGAUGAAGAUAUCUUCCAAUUACGAAGAUUAUUCGAUAUGCAAAAUGAGUUUGACGUUGAAGAGGAAGAGUUAAAUCCGCGCGAGGAAAAGAGAACGCCAACGAAAAGACGCGCGCGAACGGGGGAGAGACAAAGGAACGGGAGCGAGAGAGAGAGACCGCGCUGAGGGGAAGACAACGCGAGCGAGCCGUGUGACGUCACGCGGACCGACGUGGCCGUUGGACGCGGACCCCCAUCCUCCCGCGGCGCGCCGCCGAUAAAAUUCCAGUAGC
This is a messenger RNA of Temnothorax curvispinosus, 684 nucleotides long. RefSeq lists its product as uncharacterized. The record is from RefSeq and is a predicted model, not a curated record. The coding region runs from base 123 to 578 and encodes 151 amino acids. The transcript has 4 exons. NCBI's taxonomy places the organism in Eukaryota, Metazoa, Arthropoda, Insecta, Hymenoptera, Formicidae.